Molecule: messenger RNA, 454 nt
Organism: Porites evermanni
Lineage: Eukaryota; Metazoa; Cnidaria; Anthozoa; Scleractinia; Poritidae
Source: the annotation of a GenBank genome assembly
UUGUACGGCAAAAAUGAGAAUCAUAUAGAGAGUCAGGUAAAGUCGGUCAGAGUAAUCAGCACCCAUAAGUGCAUGGAGUUCGGUAUCAAUAAAUGGUCAACCCUAAUGAUGAAACGAAGAAAGAUCAUUCAAAUUGAAGGCAUUGAAUUACCACAGUUACCAGACAUCAGGUAUAACGAUUAUUUUAUAGAUCACUGGACAGUGAAGGCUACAAUGUCUCGGGAUAAUAGAAAUACAUGGCACAAAGCGAUCAGAGAUGAAAGAGAUCAGGGGCGUAGAGAAAGAAUAUCACUGUAGAGUCAGGAUGAUCCUGAAGUCAAAGCUAAACGGAGGAUUUACAGCCAUCGACAAAAGGGCGGUCUCGAUUCUGAGAUAUGGUGCGCAAAUCAUCAGCUGGACCAAUAACGAACUUCAGGAAAUGAACAGAAAGACACGGAAGCUCCUGACACUGAAU